Molecule: messenger RNA, 1724 nt
Organism: Hylaeus anthracinus
Lineage: Eukaryota; Metazoa; Arthropoda; Insecta; Hymenoptera; Colletidae
Product: cholinesterase 1-like
Exons: 10
Coding region: 41-1711 (556 amino acids)
Source: RefSeq, a predicted model, not a curated record
UUGGAACGUCUCACAUCGUGCAUACAAACUUUCAGGAAAGAUGAAGCUCUCGAUUGUUGCGGUUAUUGCUUUUCUAGCAACGGUGGCAACAUGUCAAAAUUUAACGGAAAUCGUACACAUCGAUAAGGGACCGGUCCGAGGUUUUGUAACGAAGACUGCGUUUCACAAUAUACCGUAUUCAGCCUUCUUAGGAAUUCCUUACGCGAAACCACCUGUGGGAGACCUCAGAUUCAAGGCUCCUGUUGAAAUAAAUCCCUGGACGAAUGUGUACAAAGCCAUAUUAGAGCGCGAUGCGUGUCCCCAAAUACAAGAGGGCAAAUACGACGGAAGUGAAGAUUGCCUGCACCUGAAUGUAUACACUCCCAGGACGGAUUUCACCAGAAACGCAACCCUAAAGCCGGUGUUGGUAUGGAUACACGGUGGUGGAUUCAUAAAUGGAGUCAAUGCUAAGGAUGUUUACGGCCCUGACUGGUAUAUUGAAGAAGAUGUCAUCAUGGUCGCGAUGAAGUAUCGUCUUGGUCCUUUAGGAUUUUUGUCACUGGAUCAUCCUGACGCACGAGGAAAUCAAGGUUUGAAGGAUCAGAAUAUGGCUCUGCGUUGGGUGCAAAAGAACAUCGCCAAAUUCGGCGGAGAUCCUAAUCGAGUGACCAUACAAGGAGAGAGUGCUGGCGCAGUGUCGACAAGUUAUCAUUUAAUGUCAAAGCAAUCGAAAGGUCUGUUCCAUCAGGCCAUAGUUCAAAGCGGUUCUAGUUUGUGCCCUUGGGGAUACAAGUCACCAGCAGCUUCUCGUUGGACUAGCUAUGUUUUAGGUAAAAACAUGAAUAUUUCAGCGGACAAUGACGAUCAGCUGCUGAAAGCACUGAAGAAGGCUGAUGUACGCGAUAUAAUCACUGUUGCAACUCCUAUGACCAAUGAAAACAUACCGCUUCCGCUCAGAAUAGCAUUCGUGCCUACCACCGAAAGUGGACCUGACGCAUUCGUAGAAGAUUGUCCUUUAUCAUACUUCGAGUCUGGAAACUUCAAUCAAGUGCCUACUUUGCUAGGCUACACAGCACAAGAGUCAAUUUUGUACUCGCUAGGAUUGGAUUUUGAACGACAGAGCAUUCAAGCCAAGUUGCUGAGUGGAUCUUCACUUGUAGAUCUUACAGGUCACAACCACCUUUUCAUAAAUACAAUGAACGCUAUUGUGAACGACACCGUGUGGGAAAUGAUAAAGGCUUCAUCAUUGUACGUCUUUUCUGGUCCAAUGGAUCUCAUGCAUAGGCUUUUGACCAAGAACCCUGGCCAUUUGCCUGUCUACUUCUAUCGACUGUCCUACGAUACAGAGUACAACUGGCACAGAGAAGUUAAUCCUAACAUUGGCGGUACGUCUCACGCCGACGAUCUUCCUAUGACGUUCUACUUUGGUGGGUAUCCCAAAGAUCCAAACCAUCCAAUUAAUGUUUACGCCAAGAAAGUCACUACAAUGUGGGUGAACUUCAUAAAAUACGGAAAUCCUACUCCGUUUGCAUCGAAAAUAAACGGAACACGUUGGAUAGCUUCAGGAAAGCAAGGACUGCAACUGGACUUGAGAAACGAUAACUUCGUAAUGAGCAAUCGCUUCAUCGUUGACCGCGACGCGUUAGUUAUGGAGAAGUAUUACAAUGGUUUACCUGUUACAUCGGAAUGCAAGAAUUAUCCAUUGAGCACCUCGAGAGGCGUGUUUAACUGAGACAUGCUGCCAA